CCAAGUGGUUUAAAUACAAAAGGACUAAACAAAAGCUUUUGUGAGAUUCCAGUUAAUGAUGCCAGGAAAGACCCAUUGCAUUCAUCAGAGAAUCCUAAAGUAGCUGAUGUAACUAUGAAAAGUUUGAGUGGUAUUUCACAUGACGUUCCUAAAGCAGCUGGCAAUGAGGAAAGCCAUAAAAUGCUGACUGAAAAUAGAUCAAGAAGUGAUUUACCUGAAAAAAGGUAUGAAUGUGAAUUCUCAGCUGAGAUAAAUGCUGCCACGAUGCCUCAAGGUGUCUCUGAAACAGGUGUGAGAAAACACGUACUACUUACAUUACCUGAAAAGGAUACUGGAGAACUAAACCAAAUCCUCUCAGAAGCUGCCAAUGGAAAUGCCAGACCAGACAUAUUACCAUCAGCAAUGAAUCCUGAAAGCGAAGAAAAUGGAUCAACAUACAUGUUGCCUGAAGAAAAAGCUGAACAUUUCACACUUGGACUAAAUGAUAAAGGACUAGGGGGCAUGCCUCUGCUCACUUUUGAAAACCAAAAUUUAAAAUAUUUGCUCUUACACAACAAUGAAAUAAAAACCUUGCAUUCAAAUAUAGGUGAUCUGACUAAUCUGGAAAUCAUGUUAUUUGAAAGAAAUACACUGACACUGUUGCCACCAGAAAUAUACUUACUUCAUAAACUGACAGUACUGAAUGUCAGUCACAACCGUUACCUAUCUCGUCUCCCUAAAGAAUUGUCAAAGCUUGUAAAUAUUAAGGAACUCAAUCACUACGACACUGAUGAAUUUCCUUUUGCAUUGGAAAGCCUUGAAACUUUAGAGCUUGCAGGCAACAAGCUAAAAACUUUAUGAGAUACCAUAGUUGACAUGAAAAAUUUGAAGGUACUCAACAUUGAUUCCACUCAAAUCUCAAUAUUCUCAAGGGUUCUCUGCUAUCUUCCUCAUCUAGUAAAACUCAGCAUAUGUGAGAACUUGAUUCAGAGUUUACCAAAGGAUAUUAAAGAGCUUAAGAAACUACAAGAUUUUUCAAUUAGUAACAAUAAGCUUAUAUUUUUGCCUGUGCAGCUUUCCCAGUUGACAAAACUAAAAGUACUCAGAGCUGAUGAUAACAAAUUGGAGGUUCUUUCAGAUACAGUGGAGUAUUUAUGAAACCUUAAGUUUUUGAAUGUUGCAAAAAAUUUAUUCAAAAGCAUUACAGAUAAUCUUUGCAACUGUACCAUGUUGAAACAUCUCAUUAUACAUAGUAAUCAGUUAACUCAGCUUCCUGCUAAGAUUCACAGACUUAAACAUUUAAAGGAGUUUUCCGUAAGUAGAAAACAACUGGACUCACUGGGUGAACAAAUACCGCAUUUAAAAGACCUUUUCAAAAUAGGGUUUUCUGGAAACGCAUUAAGAUACAUUCCUGUUGAAUUAAAAAAUUGUAUACGGAUAACCAAAGCUGACCUCAGCAAUAAUAAGCUCUCUCAGUUUCCAAAUGCAUUGUGUGCCUUAUUUGAUCUUAAACCCUUAAAUCUUAGUGGCAACUCUAUUUCAGAAAUAAUACCUGGAAUUUCUGACAUCAAAGAUUUGGAGCAGCUAGAGUUAAAGAAAAAUAAACUGUCCUCAUUUUCUGCAUGCUUGUGCAGCCUUUCAAAAUGAGGUUACUUGGAUAUAAGUGAGAAUGAAAUCAAUAAUGGUAUGCCAGCACUGGUGUCCAAGAUGAAGGCUCUCCAGGUACUGCUGUUACACCAUUAUCACUUUGACUCAUUUCCUGAAGAACUGUGUUCUUUAAAAUGUUUGAAAACACGUGACAUUUCAGAUAAUCAGAUAAAGAGCAUUCCUUUACAGAUUAGCAGUCUGGAAGUGAUCAAAGACCUAAAUGUAUCAAACAACUAGUUUGCAUCUUUUCCUUCUGAUACAUGUCAUCUUUCUUCGCUGGAGACAUUGACAGUGUGUCGAAUGAAUGGGUGGAAGUUAACUAAAAUUCCAGAGGAGCAAUCUAAACUGGUUUUCCUCGGGGAACUGGACAUAUCUCACAAUGCAUUGAACGGAAUUCCAGACAGCGUAGGGGAACUGGACUAUUUGGUCCAUUUAAUUGCAAAUAAUGAUAUCGGCCAGCUCCCCAAAUUUAUUACAUCACUAAGAAAGCCACAACAGCUUGACCUGAGUGGUAUCAGGCAUCCGAUCUGUUAG
Molecule: messenger RNA, 2160 nt
Organism: Aquila chrysaetos chrysaetos
Lineage: Eukaryota; Metazoa; Chordata; Aves; Accipitriformes; Accipitridae
Gene: LRRD1
Product: leucine rich repeats and death domain containing 1
Molecular function (GO): protein binding
Source: RefSeq, a predicted model, not a curated record